AUGGCCAAGUACAUGACGACUUCAUUGUCUGAUAGCACACCAACAGCGGUCACACCAAACAAAAUGAAAGCAGUGCUGAUGUGUCUAGUGUUUUACUUGCCACUUAUGCUAUGUUUGUAUGGUGGAAUAGAUGUCAAAUAUCAAUCUUUUUUCAUUGUUACACUCCAGGACAAUACUGAACAUUUCUGUAACGGUGCCUUAGUUUCAUCACGAUUCGUACUGACCGCAGCUUCUUGCGUGAAGGAUAAACAACCUCAAGAUAUUACACUGAAAGUUUGGAUAGUGACUAGUGGCAGUACCGGAAUACCAAUGGUCGUUGAGGAAAUUAUAUAUAAGAAUCCCACUGGACAGAAAAACGUGCACAACAAUAUCGCUUUACUGCGUCUAGCUAAAAUAACCGAACAUAAGGACGAGUUGACACCAUUCGAAUUAGAGCGACUUGUUGAUGGAGCGGAAGAAAAUGUACACUGCAGCUUGUACGGAUGGGGUAAGAAGUCGAUCGAUGAUUUGAGAGUCUUAGACACUUUACAGAUGGCGAAGAGCCAAACCGGCAGUCUAAGUUUUUGCAAAACACACAACAGCGACGUCGAUGAAACUAACAUAUGCAUUUAUGAUGCGAAUAGUGGUCUUUGUGAUCUCGACACAGGUGGUCUAUUGACUUCUCCUGAUUUAUGCUUGUGGGGAAUCGCAACUGAACAGCAUUCGUGUGGCAACAGGACCGGCGAUGUGUACACACGUGUAUACUCACACAUAGACUGGAUUCGGGAAACAAUGAAAGAAGACUCGAAUGACUCAGUCAAUCAACACACACCAGAAACUAUCAUUGUUUUAACUGCAACCCAUGUAAUUUUAACGAUUUGGCUGAAUUGA
Molecule: messenger RNA, 870 nt
Organism: Bradysia coprophila
Lineage: Eukaryota; Metazoa; Arthropoda; Insecta; Diptera; Sciaridae
Product: chymotrypsin-2-like
Biological process (GO): proteolysis
Molecular function (GO): serine-type endopeptidase activity
Source: RefSeq, a predicted model, not a curated record